Molecule: messenger RNA, 1858 nt
Organism: Solanum dulcamara
Lineage: Eukaryota; Viridiplantae; Streptophyta; Magnoliopsida; Solanales; Solanaceae
Product: ACT domain-containing protein ACR1
Exons: 8
Coding region: 276-1733 (485 amino acids)
Source: RefSeq, a predicted model, not a curated record
AAAAUGUGGAAAAAAAAAGGAGUUUUCUUGUGGAUGGUAGAAGGAAAAAGAAACAGCAAGUACGGAUCUGUCCCCUUUGUAUAUAGUUAGGAGAGCCACAUACGUAUAUAUAACACAUACAACUCUCCCUCUCUCUUUAUUGCUCCUCCAGUUUUUGAUCCCUCUUUUGACUCUGUCUCCUACUCUCCCGUUAUAUCUCUCCUUUCAUAAAUAAUACAAACCCAAAAUCUGAAUUUUGCAUUUAAAUUACAAGAUUCCAACUUUCCCAGAAGCAUAUGGAGAUUGCUGUUUACAAACCCUAUGGUGAUCAUGAAUUUCAAUCACUCAUUGAAAGAAUUCACCCUCCCAGGGUGUGCAUUGAUAAUGAUACUUGCCGAAACUGCAGUAUUGUGAAGGUUGAUAGUGCGAACAAACAUGGUAUAUUGCUGGAGAUGGUCCAAGUUCUGACGGAUCUGGACCUACUGAUUCUAAGAUCAUACAUAUGCUCUGAUGGUGGCUGGUUAAUGGAUGUUUUCCACGUAACUGACCAACUUGGGAACAAAAUCACUGACGAAAGCCUCAUCCUCUACAUCGAACAGGCUAUUUGUGCAAGUAGAAGAGGGUCCAGGGAAGUCCAAACAUGUGCUGGUAGAAAUGUAAGGCCCAGGCAAUUCUCAAUGGAGCACACAGCUAUGGAGAUGACGGCAACAGAUAGACCAGGACUAAUGUCUGAGAUAUCUGCUGUGCUGGCUGAGUUAGGAUGCCAUGUCUCUGGUGCCGUGGCAUGGACACAUAACAAUCGAGCAGCCUGCAUUGUUUACUUGGAAGAUGAUCUGAAGCAUGGGCCAAUCAUGGACCCCUAUCGAGUGGCCCAAAUACAGGCCCAACUAGAGAAUGUUGUUGAGGCGCACCAUUAUGAAGGGGAGCGACGAAGUGUGAGGUUGUCAGCCCCUGCAGCUAGCCAGACUCAUACCGAAAGGCGGCUCCAUCAGUUGAUGGCUGCUGACAGAGACUAUGAAAAAUGUUGUUCCUGUGGUUAUGACUCAAGUGAAGAUGAUGUAGCACACAGGCAGAAGAAGGGAUGUAAUAGCACAGAAGUGAAGAUAGAAAAUUGCAAGGAGAAGGGCUACUCCAUUGUUACUGUGAGGAGUAUGGACCGACCCAAAUUGCUAUUUGACACGAUCUGCACCUUGACAGACUUGCAAUAUGUCGUGUUCCACGCCUCCAUCAGUUCUUUUGAAUCCAUUGCCUUUCAGGAAUACUAUGUGAGACACAAGAAUGGAUGGACUUUGCAUUCAGAAAGUGAAAGACGUAGAAUAAUCCAAAAUCUGAUGGCUGCUACUGAGAGGAGAGUAUCCCAUGGAUUGAGGCUGGAUGUUACUACUCAAAACAGGGUAGGAUUGUUAGCAGAUAUCACGAGAGUGUUUCGGGAGAACGGAUUAUCCAUAAGCAGGACUGAGGUAGGAGUACAGGGAGAGAAAGCAGUUGGCACAUUCUAUGUAAAAGAUACUUCAGGGCAAGCUGUGAACUCAGAAACCUUGGAGACAGUAAGACGAGAAAUUGGAGGCACUGUCCUGGUGGCAAAUGAAUCCUUAAAGAGGCCAUCUUCUCAACCAACUAAUUUGUCAAAUACAAGCCCUAGCUUAAGCACUAGCAGUGGCAAGCAAGACGACAAGCCUGGUUUCUCAUUAGGAAGCAUGUUUUGGUCUCAGCUUGAGUGGCUUUCCAGCAAUUUCAGACCUAUAAAAUCCUAAGAUUCCAAGUGAUGAUCUGAAGACCCUACUGUGUUUAGGCCAUGUUGAUUGUAAAUAAAUAGCAACCUCCGUCUGUAAAUAAUUAGCAACAGUUGUAAAUAAUGAUAGACGCAUGGUACAAUGAA